Molecule: messenger RNA, 2945 nt
Organism: Ixodes scapularis (black-legged tick)
Lineage: Eukaryota; Metazoa; Arthropoda; Arachnida; Ixodida; Ixodidae
Product: reticulon-3
Exons: 8
Coding region: 451-1620 (389 amino acids)
Source: RefSeq, a predicted model, not a curated record
AAUAAGAAAAGUAGGGAUAUUCGGGAUCGGAGAAAAUAGGCGGGGGACACGCCCUCAGCGUGAGCUCACGGCGGGUAGCGCAUAGCCAUAGCGGCCAUAGUUCUCCCGGUUCUCCUCCGCGCGCGCGCGCGUAAGCCAGCCCCCCCCCCCCCAACGCCCCCUCCCUCCCCUCCCCUCCCCCCUUAUCCGAGGCCGAUCGUCUUCUACCGAAAUCGUCGGCGUACGGGCAGGGCCUCCUAGACGAACCUUGGAACUAGAACCUAGAACCCCGAGAAAACCCGAGCCUCGCUUCGCCAGUUCCCACGUGACCCUCACCGAAGGCGGCAAAAAACAAAAGCGGCGCCGGCGUGAGUCACGGCCGAGUGGCCGAGUGCGGCGCUAGGAGAGGAGUGAGCCGUCAUUGAGGCGGCGACUGCGGAACUCGGCAGAGCUUCUCCCGCACGGGCCGAGAUGGACUUCCUCAGCGACGACAACCUAGCCCUGGGCGACCAGCAGGACGUGGUCAGGGCGUCGCGAGUCGGUGCCGGUGACGCCAAGGCGACCGCCGAGCACGCGAGCCCACGCUCCUUGCUGGACGACGAGGAUUACGACCAAGCGUCCGAUCUCUUAUCGGGGCUCCAACGGCCGACCGCGCCGGCCCCGCCGGAGCGGUCCAGGGACCGUACCCCGACCCCCGAUAGCAGCGGCAGCGCGAGUCCUCCGCCAGUGGGACCCAGCAGCGCAUCGUCGAAGCCGGCGGUGGCACGCGACUUGGACGGCACUUCCUCCCUGGCCGACUUCCUCGGUGGUGACAGCGCGCCGCAGCCCAGCGCUCCGUCGGUGGACAAGGUCGCUCCAGCGCCGCCGCCAGCCGAAGAAGCCGCACCCGAUUUAGAAGCUGCCAAAAAGAAGCCGCCGCCCAGACCGGACCAAAGCAGGGAACCCGCCGUUGAGCCCCGGGCUAGGCCUAAAGUCGAGAUGGAGGCCGAGAAAGCGUCGUCCACCACGGGCGAAAAAGUGGGCUGCUGCUUCACAGGAGGCUGGUGGAAUCCAGCAUGCCUGCAUCCAGCCGUGGAGGAGCUGAUCUACUGGCGCCAGGUGAAGAAGAGCGGCCUGGUGUUUGGGGCGGUGCUGGCGGUGCUGCUGUCGCUGACCUGCUUCUCCCUGAUCAGCGUGGUGGCCUACCUGGCCCUGGGGGCCCUGACGGUGGCCAUCGCCUUCCGGGUCUACCGCAACGUGCUCCAGGCCGUGCAGAAGUCCUCCGAGGGACAUCCCUUCAAGGAGUACCUGGACAAGGACCUGAGCGUGCCCAAGGAGAAGGUGCACGAGGCGGCGGACGUCCUGGCCAAGCACGCCGACCAGGUGGUGGCGCGCCUGCGCAGCCUCUUUCUGGUCGAGGACCUCGUCGACUCCCUCAAGCUGGCCCUCCUGCUCUGGGUGCUGACCUACGUGGGGUCUUGGUUCAACGGAAUGACCCUCAUCAUCCUGGCGUACGUGGCACUGUUCACCUUACCCAAGGUCUACGAGACAUACAAGACCGAGAUCGACCAAUACCUCUCGGUGGCCAGGACGCACGUGGGCAACGUGCUGGGAAGCAUCAAGUCGAAGAUCCCCAUUGGCCAGAGGCCCAAGGAAGACUGAGAAGCCUCCUUCUGUGCCACAGGCAGCCCCUGCUGUGUCAUCUCUUCUUUACCUGAGUUUUUUUUUUUCCUUAGAGGGGUUUUUUUUUUGCUUUUUUUUAUGUUAAACAUUGGUGUAGUCUUGCUCUGAGGUUGGGGGAGGGGGAAUGCCUCUAAGGCGGGAGUGCUUUGUGAAGGACCCUCGGACAACCAUAACUGCCCGGAAGGGGGAGAGAUAUGUCCACUCUCUCCCCUUAACAUGAUUUGUUUUUAGCCAGAUUCCACGUUGCCAGGUGGGAGAAGAGCUAUGCUUUCGUGUGUUUUCCCGUCUGGCCACUGGUUGCUCAUUGUAAUUUUUUUUUUUUUUUGCGUGGGCCCAUUUUGAAACAUAAUUUCUACAGCCGCUUUCUUUUCUUCCCUGUAAUCUGUAACUCAUUGAGCCCCUUUAUGUGUCGAGUGCAUGAAUUUGUGAGUGGGUUUUUUUGUUUCUCUGAGCUGUAUACUUAAAGAAAACAAAAGAGGUCAAGUCCAGCCUUGUUUUUAUUUGUUAGAAUUUUCUUUUGCUCAAUAAUUGCUAUAUUCUUAUUUUGGGCAGCGAAUGCAGUGGCACUUUACGCAACAUUCAUUGUGGCUCGAUUGAAAGUGCUCCCAGCGACUUGUGAUGUGACGGCCUAACCACUAUUUCCUUACCGUAGCUCUCUCAAAACUAAUAUCUCCCCUUUUCUCUGGAGUGGCAGCCGCAAAACUUGCCGAACCGUACAUAGACCCGCUUCAGCCGACGAUUUGAACGUUCUCGAGACUUUGGCCUGGACUUGACCUUCGCGCACACUUUCUGGAAUCUGCGAGCCAGAAAGACGGGCCCGCCGAGAGCACUAGCUAGUUGCGCGAGAGUUCCCUUGCUUGCUUUUCUCCAACCUGUUGCGGUUGCAAGGUACGCACCGAGAGAUUGUUGUCGCAAGUCUGGAGGGCCCUGGAGCACCCAGCGUCUCGCAUGCUGCCCGCAAGGCACCUGGAGCGGAGUGCUUGCAGCUGCCGCAGCUGCACUAGCAGCAGCAACCGCGGAAGCGGCGCGUUCGUGUUGCCGCCGCGGAUGCGCAACUGUUGCUUUGAGUGUUUUGAUAAUGCUUUUUCUAACCACUGCAGUAGAAGUCGGGGUGUUGUCAUUUUGGGCCCGUCAGAGCGUGGCACGUGUUGUCAGUUUGGCCCGUCAGGGGGCAGAUAUUUAUUACACUCGAGGACGUUGACCCGUGCACUUUUCUACAGUUGUCUCCGGAAAGUGUGGUUUGCUCGUCCAGUCUCUGUAGUUUCGUUCUCUCCGUUGAAACUACAAUAAAGCAUUCCCCUGUA